Menidia menidia (Atlantic silverside) is the source of this 1176-nucleotide messenger RNA. NCBI's taxonomy places the organism in Eukaryota, Metazoa, Chordata, Actinopteri, Atheriniformes, Atherinopsidae. The record is from the annotation of a GenBank genome assembly.
UCCACAUUGGUUCCGGGUCGGUGCGGCAGUAGAACAUCAUCCCCCAGAAUUCCGUGCGCUCACAUCCGCUUGCGUCAGCUGUGCGACAAAAAUCUGUUGUUAAACAAACGGAAAAGAGAUAUUGUGCCAUGGAGGAGGACCAGCCAAAGGAAAGUGUUCCGAUCGAGCCAACACCAACACAGCCCCCCCAGUCCAAGAAGCCAAAUCAGGCUCUGUACGUCCCAAAACAGCGAAUCCAGAGCUCUAAAAACAAACCGCAAGCUCAGGGGGAAGUCAAGCCGAGACCCAGACCUCGGUACACGGACAAGGCGAAAAAGAACGCUAAAAACAAGAAGGACAAGGCCGGAGCAGACCCGGCCGUUCCGGCUGGAGGAGGAGGAGGAGGAGGGGAAGGAGGAGAGGAAGGAGAUGCCCAGAACAACGAGAAUCAGCCUCAGCUGGAGGAUGCAGGAGCCGCGGUCAAUGGAAACAAAUCAGAAGAGGAGGCUUCCUCACCUCUGAAGGAGAGCGAGGAGGAAGAGGAGAGCUGGGACACCCGGUUCAAUGAUGAAGGGGACUGUCUGGAUCCACAUCUAUUAGGAGAGUUGGCUCUGGCGGGAGGUAGAAAGAAAGGUUCGAUCCAGGAGGCGAGGUUCGACUACUACAACAUGGACAGGGAAGACGACGAGGACGACAUCGAACUCAGUGAGGACGAGCUGUCCCACAUCGUGGAGAUCUACGACUUUCCCACAGACUUCAAAAGCGAUGACCUCCUGAAGCUAUUCCAGUGUUACCAACAGAGAGGAUUUGACCUAAAGUGGAUCGAUGACACACACGCCCUGGGCCUGUUCUCCAGCCCCAUAACAGCUCGUGAAGCUCUGAGAUCCAAACACCCACUCAUGAAAUUGAGACCACUCUCCAAGUCCUCUCCUGCCAUAAAGGCCAAAGCCCGCAGCUGCUCAGACUACCUGCUGCCCGCUAAGGAGCGGCCCCAGACCAGCGCGGCUCUGGCCCGGCAGCUGGUGAUCGGGGCCCUGGGCGUCAGGAGCAACCUGAGCGAGGAGCGCCGCGAGGCCGAGAGGAAGAAACUCCAGGAGGCAAAAGAACAAAAGCGCCUGGCUGCCAAGCAGAGGGAGGAUGCCUGGGAGGGGAAGUGAACUACAGUGUUUGCCUGUUUUUUUUUUGUUUUUUUUGUUU